Fraxinus pennsylvanica is the source of this 3315-nucleotide messenger RNA. NCBI's taxonomy places the organism in Eukaryota, Viridiplantae, Streptophyta, Magnoliopsida, Lamiales, Oleaceae. The record is from the annotation of a GenBank genome assembly.
AUGAACUUACAAAAUGAAGAUCAAAACUCACAGGACAAUGUCUUUGAAAAGUUGCACGAAGUGCAAAAGAAGUCGAAAAUCUUGUACACUACACAGUUCCUUUUGUCUUUGCGUGAUCUGGAUAUUUGCAAGAACUUACCAAGUGGGUUCGACGAAUCUAUACUAAGUGAAUUCGUGGAUGCCUCGCAAAGCAUGCAAGAUCGACCAAGAAAUUCAGGAAGCUUUCCAUUGCAGGGCUUCAGACGCAUUGAGUAUGGCUCGAUACCACCUACUCGUGGGGAUUCUAGUAAUUUCUCGCGAGGCACUUAUGGGAGAUGGGAAAGCCAUUCUGGACGGAGUGAUCGAGACAAUGAUUCACAAUCUGAUAAGGAUUCAGAUUCUGGAAGGAGAUACAGCCAUCCAUCUCGGAGGUCUUGGCAGACUCCUGAGCAUGAUGGACUUCUUGGAAGUGGUUCAUUUCCAAGACCAUCUGGUUAUGCAGCUGGAAUCUCAGUUGCAAAGGUGCGAGCAAAUGAGAACUAUCAACUUAGCAAGAAGAAUGAGCCAUAUCAACCUCCGCGGCCAUAUAAGGCCAUACCUCACUCUCGGAGAGACACCGAUUCCAUUAAUGAUGAAACAUUUGGUUCAACGGAGUACACUAGUGAUGAUAGGGCAGAAGAAGAAAAGAGGAGAAGAGAUUCGUUUGUAUUGAUGAGAAAAGAACAACAGAAGUCUCUUCAGGAGAAUCAGAAAAUGAGUCUGGAGAAGCAUAAAGUUGACAAUGCCUUAGACCUUUGUGAAUCUUUGGAGGGUAACAAAGAGGAAAAGGGACUUCUGGGAGGGUAUAAUGAAUUGGAUGUUUCGACUGCCAGUACUCCUGUUUUGAGUAAUGAAUUUGAAAAAUCCUCUUUUUCUUCAAAUGCUUCUAGACCAUCUGUUCCACCAGGUUUUACUAACAAUAUUCUGGAGAAUAGUUCUGAUACGAAAUCUUUGGUUCCUCUCCAUUUAGCAGAGAUUGGGAAGCAUGUAGCAGGGGAAAGACUUCUGCAUUUUAGAACCAACCCUGCCCAAAAUGGUAAUGUUGACGGUUUCGAGCGGCAAUUAUCAAAAAAAAUUAGCUCCGUUGAUGGGCAAACUGAAGAUAAGAACAAGUGUGUACCACUUCUGAACGAGGGGAAGAUUGUGAAUUCACACUCAAGUUUAGGUGUGCCUCACGAGAAAGUCAGCAGGGAGGAUCAGUGUGAUCCUACUAGUUUUUCGGAUGACCAUGGAAUUUUGAACGAGUCGGAACUUAAUGCCAAAGUUUUGGAGGACAAAGUUGUCGGCAAGUCCGAGGGAAACUAUUCAUCAGUUCUGGAAAAAAAAUUUGGCAGUACACUAACGCUGAAAGAUGAUGGGACUGUCGAUUCAGCUGAGCAUCACAAUGGCAAAGUUCCUGACACAUGGAGCCCAAAAUCUACUCCGUCCUCAAAGUUUGCCCGAUGGUUUUCUGAAGAAGAAGCUCAGUCAGUGAAUGACAUCUCAGCUGGAAGGCCGAAUGAUUUACUCUCGUUAAUUGUCACUAGUGAUAAAGAAAGAUCACAAGUUUCUGCUGCAAAACCUGAGCACUUUACACAUGAGAGCUCCGAACUUGCUAGUAAGUCCUCAGUUAACAUGCCCUCUGCAACUAAUGGCGUCUCUGAAGAGGUGUUCAGCAGUAAUAAAAAAGAAGUAACUUCGACUGUCCUUACAUGCGAAGACAUUGAACAGUCAAUUUUGUCAGAAUACAGUCAAAAGAAUUCAAACACAAUGCCACUGUUGAAAGGCUGGAGUGCUUCCAGCACAAAUUUUGAACAGCCUAGAGAACAUGAUGAUCAUGCAUCUCAGCACCUGCUUUCAUUGUUGCAAAAGGGAUCAGACCCAAAUACUAUGACCCUGGGCCCCAUUCCUGACAUUGGCUUUGGAGACAAAGUACUAGUUUUUGAAGAGCAUGAAAUAGGAACUGCGGUUGAUGAUCCUAAAGCUGAAGAGCAAACUAAUAAUAUACAUUAUUCUGGAAAGACUCUUACACUUGAAACUCUCUUUGGAACAGCUUUCAUGAAGGAGCUCCAAUCAGUUGAAGCACCUAUUUCUGUCCAAAGGGGCUCAAAUGCAUCUGCGCAAGUGGCUGCUCCGGAGCCUCAUGGAUUAUCCUUUCCAGUCAUGGAAAAUGGUGUUUCUUCUUAUACAAUUGAUGAAAUUGGACUUCAAAGAACAAGUCAUGAAAAUAGUGUUUUGAGCUCAAAUCACAGGGACCAAACCAACCUGGCCAAGUCUGGGAACUGGCUAGGAUUUGAUGAUUCUCAAAUAAAUUCAUCAAAGCACCCGACUGAAGUAGUGGCCAAACAUGGUGGCUAUAGUGGGGCAGUUGAAUUUCAGCUGCCUGAAUAUGAGAGCUUAAUUUCUGUUGGAGAUUCUCUGAAACCCCAAUUGUCGACAUUGAUGCCAACCGGAAACUCAAGUAAAAAUGAGUUAUUGUCUUCGAACGUGCACGUUGACAUAGCUGAGAAUUUUGCAGCUAUGGGUGCUGUCAUCAAAGACAACAGAACUAUGGUAGGUUCAGAAAGUCUGCCCUUUGCACGUGGUCCUUAUGAACAGACAGAUCCUGAGAUUCCAUAUCGCAACAUUCAGGUCCAACCAUCACCUCCCCAGUUUCAGCCCCCACAUAUGAGUCAUGUGAGUCCAUUAUUCCAUCCAUUGGAUUCUUAUCCUGCAUACACGAGUUCCCAGAAGAAGUUCAUGGGUCCAGUGAGAGUUGCAGGGUACAAUCUCCAUGCUCAUCGUUCAAUGCUGCAUCCUAUGCCAAUGCCAGGCAAUCGUCCUCAGCUGUUACCUGACUUUCCAAGGGGUGCUCCUGUGCCUUAUCCUGGCAAUCAGACAACCAGUUUUAUUCAGGACAUGAACCCAAUGCAAGGGUUUCCUUUUGGACCCCACCAACCCAACAUUGGCAGCGUUGGGAUGUCAAUGCCAGCUCCUGAUAAUUCUUUUGGUAAUCCUCCCGAGGCAUUCCAAAGGCUAGUCGAAAUGGAACUCCAGGCAAACUCAAAGCAGAUUCACCCUUUUCAUGCUGCUCAUGACCAAGGAGUUUAUAGUCACGAACCAGACAUUCGUUUCCCGAGUCUUCGUAUUGAAGGAGUUGAGGAAGCCCGAGAGUUUUCUGAUAGAGCUGUGGAAUGCAGUCCACUUUGUGGGUUUCCGAUACUUGAAAUGCCAUCUGAACAAACUGAUCAUGUGAAAACCAGUAUGUGCCGUGGAUGGGACAAAGCAUGCGAUAGUCCAUGGCUCUAUGAACUCAUAAGUUUUGGGCACGUCAGUUGA